GAGGGGGCGGGGCGUGCGGGGCCUUGUCGUCGCGCUCGCUGGAUAGGCCGCGUUCCGACUCGCUUUACGGCCGCCUCGCGCGAAGCUCCUCCUUUUCCUUUCCUCGCUAAGAUGGCGGCGGCCGGGGUGAGCUUGCGUUUACACCUGGGGGCCCCUCGCAAUCCGUUUGCAUCCGAUUUUGGGGGCAGCAUUUGGGCGCUCGGAGUGGGGCACUUAGAAAAAAUGACCCUAGCCAGUUGUUUUGGGGGGGAUAUUGCUGGGGAGAGGCGGUUGGGGUAGGAGGAGAGGGGCAGGAAGGGCCGAGGUGGGAGUGUCAGGGAUACUUUCUUUCCUCCCCUCCCCAAUUCUAAUGUCAUUCGGUUCAGGCUGCUUCAUUGGGGUGGCUAGACUGUGCCAGGGAGUCAUAUGGGGGAUUUAUGAACCUCGCCGUGGGGAGGCCAUUGGUCUAUCUAGCUCAGUAUUGCUUACACUGACUGGCUCUCCAGCGUAUCAGUCUGGUCUCUCCCAGCCCUAACUGGAGAUGCUGGGAUUGAUCUGCAUGCAAGGCAGAUUCUCUUACACCAAGCUGCGGCCCUUCCCCAUAAAUUAAUGCCCCUGGUGUGUUUGUAAAGGCAUUGGUAAUGUUUCCAUGCUGUUUCUUAUUUAUGGGGUGCAGAAGUAAUAAAGGGACUCCAUGUGUGCUGGAAUCAUGGUGGGGGCGUGUUCUGCCUGCCAUUGAUCCUCUGUGUGCAGGGGCAGUCUACUACAAAAUAGCAGGCGAUUUGGAGAGCGAACAAGUAGGAUGGGGACUGUUGGUUUUCUGGCGUUUCCUGGGGUCAUCCCUGGCUGCUGCUGAGAAAUGUAAACUAGUGCGACUCUUUAGACAACCUAAAGAGUAAUAGCUCAGGGAUUCUUAGCCAUGGUGAGGCAGUGAAACCUCCAUGUUUAGCAGCAGUCUAUGCUGAAGAAGGGAGACUGUUGCUUCUGGCUGUCUGGUGGUGGGAAAAGAAAGCUGGAUUAAAUCUAUAUCUGGUCUGAGGCCUUGAAUAGGUGUUUCACAGGAGAGGUGGGCCUGGUGUCUUGUUGCACUCCUGGGGAGCGGUGGGAAAUGGCUUGUGAAAUGGGAGUGGGGGCUUGUGGGGCAGAAGUCUUGAGUGCAGAGUGGGAUACAGGAGAAGGUGGGUAGCCUGCUUGGCGCUGAGUUAAGGGGCGUAGUUCAGGGGUAGUUCAUCUUCGCAUACAAAAGGUUGCAGGUUCAAUCCUCAGCACCUGCAGGUUUGGCUGGGAAAGACCCCUGGAUGAGAUCCUGGUGAUUAGCUGCCAGUCAGUGUAGCAGAGUUAGAUAGAGCAGUAACUUGAGUUUAUAAGGCUGCUUCCUGUAUAGUUGGAGUGGGUUUUUGUGAGGGGGAGACUAGGCUGAUGGAAAAGCAGGCUGCAGUGCAACCUUUUGGAGACCCUGGAGGCUGCUCAUUGGUGGGUGUGGCUCUGUGGUGGAGUGAGUGUCUAGGAAGUAGUUUAUAUGGGCAGUGGGGAGGGUGCAUACAAGAAUAGAAGGCUGCUGAGGUUUCUAGUUCAUAGUGAUGAGAUAGCAUUAUGCUGCGGGUGUGGUAAGCUCAGGAUUUCCUACAGUACUGCAGUGUCAGAGUUGCAGUGACUCAAGGCAGGAAAUGAUGAGGUAUGAUGGCAGUGUAGGAUACUACAACCGUAAGAUCUCGUACGGUCAACUGUAAGCCAUUAAAUCUCUGGUUCUAAAAUAGCACCACUUGAAAAUAUAUUUGGGGGGGCGUUUCCAGAGAGCAGAAGCUAGGAAUCUUCUCUUGCAUAUCAAAGCUCUGUUCUGCAUUGUGUCUUACACUGAUCCUUUCUUUGCAGACUCUUUACACCUACCCCGAGAACUGGAGGGCGUUCAAAGCCCUCAUAGCUGCCCAGUACAGUGGCGCCAAGAUCAAGGUCCUCUCCACCCCACCACAGUUCCACUUUGGCCAGACCAACAAGACCCCGGAGUUCCUGAAGAAAUUCCCAGCUGGGAAGGUGAGUGACUGGCCCCACUUGAGCUGAUGUCUUCCAGCUGCCUCUCCUUGCUGAGAGUUGGUGAAAGGGGAGCUGCCUAUGAGUCUGCUGGGUCACCUUGGCUUGUUCCCAGUUUGCCAGGAGGUGACUGUGCAUAGUGGCAAAGGUUUUCUAGAUAUGCCUGGUAAAAACAUCAGCAUCCCUACAUCAAAACUGCCUCCACAGUCAGAGACAGCAAUGCUUCUGAAUGCCAGGUGCAGGAAACCACAGGAGGGGAGAGGGCUCUUGUGCUCAGGAACUGCUUGAGGGCUUCCCGUAAGAGGCAUCUGGUUGGCCAUUAGAAGAACAGGAUGCUGGGCCAGAUGGACUCAACAAGCUCUUCGUUAUGUUCUUAAAAUGUAUAUUCUGUAAAUAAGUUGGCAAAAGUUUCUACAAAUUACUGUGAGCCUGAGAAACACACUGUGUCCUGUGGGCACUUGGUCUGCAGGGAAUUCCUCCUUACAUAUGACAACUCGGCAAGUGUAGUAUUUAUAUACUGUAUUGGCCUGAAUAUAAGCAACACCUUUUUUUCCAAAUUCUGACUGAAAAGUUAAAGUGCAGCUUAUAUUCGUGACCAUACAAUAUCGCUGCUGAAACAGCUGCCCAUGAUGGCCGUUGGGAGUGCAGGACAAUGGCGCCCGUCCGCCUCCUCCAAGCCGCCAAAUUUUAAAGGUGUGGCUUAUAUUCGGGUACGGCUUAUAUUUGGGCCUAUAUAGUAAAUACAUUUACUACAGUGAUUAUAUAGUCAUGUAGAGAAUAUUGUUACACCCAAAUGUUGGUUUGGCACAAUCCUCAAGAGCUGCCACUCUGUUCUGGGUGAGGAGUCACAGUCCUGAAAGUCUCGCAGGGCUGGGAGAAACUGCGUGUUGAAAAGGUUGGGCUGAACUCUCCCAAACAUGCUUGUUUUCUUAUAUGCAAGGAGUUGUGUUUUUGUAACAGGGAAGUAUUCAGCCUCGCACCUGCAGCAAGGUAGCCCCACCUCUUGACUUCUGGUUACAAACGGGGCCAUUUGUACAAUCCGGAUUUGGUAUUGGAGUGCUUUUGGAGUGCUGUGCAUUGAUUUCUACAUGCAGUAGUGAUGUCAAAUUUCAAGCUAUAAUUUUAUGUGUAUUUUGCAAGCAUCCAAGAGUGGGGUUGAAUUGGUCUUGGCAGGGGGGCACUAGCUGGCUUCCCAGCGUUGUGGGUGCUUCAAAUGGGACCUUUGCAUGGCUUGAGAGAGGCUGUUUUUCUUCCAUAGGUUCCAGCCUUUGAAGGGGACGAUGGAUUCUGCGUGUUUGAGAGCAAUGCCAUUGCACACUACGGUAACCUCAGUCACCUCUGUCUGCUUCUGAUAACUUAACAGAAAGUGGGAGCAGGGUUUGUGGGCAUUGAACCAAGAAUUCCUUAGUUGGGGGCUCCUGUGCAAGGCAGAAGGUUUGAGGUUGGUUGACUGCUAGCGGCAGGUGCAAGGGAACUGUGGGUGGCCUGGGGCAACUGCCAGUUCUUGUUAUGCCACCUUACCUCGCUGUCCUGAGUUUUGCACUUGCUCACUCUUCCAAAUGCCUCACCUGCUUUCUUAAGAACUACAGAUGAGAUUCUGAACACAGCAGCCUAGAGGCUGUCCUUGUGAGGCCCUUAUGACCCUCCUUCCCCCAGGUCAUCCUUUUGCAGGCAGGUCAACAUCUUUUGUUUGACUUUCGGAAGCUGAGUUUAAAACUCCUCUGGUUGUUUUGUUUCUGAUUUACUUUAUCCUGGCUAUUAUAGUUUGUUUGUUUUUUAUCACAAUUUGUGGUUUUAAUCUUUGCCUUGGGGGAAAUGCACAGAAAGGCAGAACAAGAGUCUGAUGGAUAAGAUAGAGGUAGCUGUGGGGUGGGGAGAUGGGUCUUUGCCCAUGCAGUAACAGUUGCUUUCCUCCUCCAGUCAGUAACGAGGAGCUGCGAGGACCCACCAAGGAGGCAGCUGCCCAGGUCAUCCAGUGGGUGAGCUUUGCGGACAGCGACAUUGUCCCUCCUGCCAGCACGUGGGUCUUCCCCACGCUGGGCAUCAUGCAUUACAACAAACAGGUGAGUGCUGGACGUAGGUGAAGCUGCCUUUGCACAGUCAGGCCAUUGGUUCACCUGGUGCAGCGUUGGGAAGGCUCUGGUCCUGCAGGUUUUGCUGGACAAUAACUCCCAUCAUCCCUGGCUGCUGGGGCUUCUGGAAACUGGCAUCCCAGCAGCACCUCAAGGGCCCCUGCAGGUUCCCCUUGCUCUAGUUCUGUGAGGUUUCUGGCCAGUUAUUUCCCAGCUAUAAGGGUAGUUCUCCUGGACCACCCCUACCUUUCCUGUGCCAGGUGUCAUAUUAUGUCAGGCAACAAAAAAGUUCAAGCCACAGCUGCAAAGGAAGUGUCAGAUGUGACAAGAAGAAGUACUACAUUGGGGAGAAAAAAUGCUGAAUUCUUACGGCAGAGCCAACUUAGACUGCGCCCUCGAUUCUUCCUUUGCAACCCCAGUUUGCACUGUCAUGUGAUUGGCAGGCAGCAUGCCCCACCUACCCAUUGACAUGGGCCACAGAAGGUUGGCUGUGUCUCAACAGGCCCUGUUGACAUACCCAUUUCUCUAGCUAGCCCUGAUCGAGCCACAACACGUUCUGCAGGCCAGAUGGCUUCUUUGAAUCCCACAAGUAGCCUGCUGCUAUUUCUCCUCCCCUUGACAACUGGUACUCAGUGGUGGUAAACUGCCCCUGAAUCCAGAGGCCCCAUUUAGCUGUCGUGCAUACUAGCAAGCUAGACUCCUCUGCUUGAGAGGUCUUUUAAACUGGAGGUGCUGUGGAUUGAACUCAGGGGUCUUACAUGUGCUACGCAUGUCCGUAAACACUAGGCAGGUGUUCUUUGUCCGUUUAGAGCUGGAGGGACAGGACAGGCACUUAAAAAUAGAAGAUGCACUCCCCAUCUUAUUUCAGAGUUGCAUAUUUAAUUGGUUCAUGUUAAAUGCACUUUGCAGUGGAUUUUUGUAUAGCUGGGAUGGCUGUCUAUUUUCCUAGGGUUUUUAUCCUUUUUGUUGUCUUCUGAGUGCACUAACUCAAUCUUUUAUUCAGGGUUGUUUUGGCUGCAGCAGAUUCUGCUGUCCCUUCAGGAUUUCUUUCUAAAUUGUGCAUCCCCCUCUCUCUCCAGGCUACAGAGUAUGCCAAGGAGGAAGUGAAGCGGAUUCUGGCCCUCCUCGAUGCCCAUUUGAAGACCAGGACGUUCCUGGUGGGGGAAUGUAUCACACUGGCUGACAUCACGAUUGUCUGCACACUUCUCUGGCUUUAUAAGCAGGUGAGUUUCUGAGAGCUGGCCGAGGAGCACGGGACAGAAGCAUCUGGGCAUGGUGGUAAACAUAUAUCCUGUGCUAUUUGCUCCUAGUAGGUAUUGGGGAGGGGCAGCAAGAUUCCACAUCUCUGGCCAGUUGCAACUCUGGAGAGUAAUUGAAGCUUGUGAGGGCCGGAUUAGCAGUUCUGCCCUCUGGGUUGCCCAGGGCAAGGAGUCCUCUGGCGGCAGGGUUGGAAACAGCACCUCUUCUGAACCAGGGGUAACCACGGAAGAAGCAGUGCAGAGCUGAGGCGGGUCGAGACCUGAUUGCGGGGGUGAAGUGUCCUAUCCUCACCGUUUGGCAGGUUGCGUUCUUUAAACGAGGCUGUUAAGAGCAGUUUGGAUAGAAAAGAGUGUAGAAAAACAUGGAAGGAGCAGGCUGUUGGGUCUGCUGUGAUAGAACUCAAAUGUCAAGAGAAGAAAAACCCAGAUUAUGCUCAAGAGUUACUUGAAGAGCCUUAUGCAAUAUGUAAAACAUCUCCCUUCAUAAUCCUACUUCUGUUAGGUGUGGGAAGGCUCAAGUUCUCUGCCACCAUCCCUUUUCUCUGGCAUGGCCAUGAGGGGAGGGCUUUUACUUCCACAUUUAAACUGUCAAGAAGUUCCUGUUUUAUCCAAAACAAUGGUUUGUUCAAACAAGUUGGGAUCACAACCAGUGGUUUGACCAUGAUUGAUUUGAACCAAACCAUGGCUCAGACUACCAAAUUCCCCAAGGUUGGCUGCAGUGGGCAACUGGUUAGUAUAAAACAGAGUGGAUUUGAUUUAAAUCACUAGUCAGUAAGACUUGAUACAAUUUUUUAAAAAACAGAAAGACUCAUUCUUGCUGGUAUAAUCUUAAUAUUUACAACCAGAUGAAGGUUUCAUUUUUGGAAAAAUAAAUUUUCAGAGUAGUUUUACAGUUAUAUCAAAAAUUACUGAUUUGGUUAUACUAUUAGAAAUACAUAGAUAGAUAAUUAUGAAAUUAUUGUGCGGUUUAAUAAGUUAACUGUUUAUAUUUCAGCAACUUUUCUGCUGUACUUUAUUGGAAGGAGAAAACAAAUCAUUUCCUUAAUAACAAUUUAAAUAAUUUAUUUAACUAAAACAAUAACAUUAUAGCAUAUGUAUCCAUGUUUGUUAACUGAUGUGGUUAAACAAUUUUUAAAAAACUUAGACUGAGUUUUAGCACACAUGAAAAACUUAAAACAAAUCCUUAUUUCCUGAUGAAUAGCCUUUGGACUAUAAUGUAACUUAAAUAGAAAGCUAUCUUUAGAAAGAUUUUUCCUCCAAAAGCAUUUUAUUUUAAAAAUCCAAUUUAAAUUUUAACAAUCUGAUUUUUUUUAAUUUAAAAAACAUUGAUUUUUAUCCACCCUGGUUUAAAAGUGAAAGCUUUUAACCUUCUUUAAACUGAUGGAAAUGAAGGGGAGAGAUGGUAGCCAUCUCCAUUUAGCUGAAGAACUGUCUCUCUGUUGCUCCAGAGGGCAGAACUGGAACAGGUUGGUGGAAACGGCAGGGCAGCAGAUGUCACCUGCAGGUUGGGGAAAGCUACAGCAGUGGGACAGAGUCUGCCUCAGGGGGGCUCUCUGUUGGAGGUGUUUAAGCUAAGGCUGAGGCCACAAGUAAGGGAUGCUGUAGUUCAGCCUUUCUCAACCUGUGAGUCCCCAGAUGUUGUUGGACUACAACUCCCAUCACCCCUAGCUAGCAGGGCCAGAGCUCAGGGAUGAUGGGAGUUGUAGUCCAACAACAUCUGGGGACCCACAGGUUGAGAACCGCUGCUUGUAGUUGCAUCUUUCAUUGAACACAGGGUUGGGCUGGGUGAUGUCUGAUCCUCCUUGUUGUCAUGUGAAGCCUACGGUUUAUUCACACAAGCUGCAGACCAUUCGUGUUUAAUCCAGAAGUCACGGUCUUAUGCAACCUGCCUAGCCCAGACCAAAUGGCGGGGGAGAUGAGCAUGUGCCACUCAAUCUGGUUCCCCUUGCUGUCUUCAGGUUUUGGAGCCGUCCUUCCGCCAGCCGUACGAAAACGUCAACCGCUGGUUUGUGACCUGCAUAAACCAGCCUCAGUUCAAGGCUGUCUUGGGAGAGGUGAAGCUGUGCGAGAAGAUGGCACAGUUUGAUGGUAAGGGAACUAGAGGCCUCUACUUAAAUUCAUAUUUUGUUUUUAAAAAUGCCUUUAAAUAGUUUGUGAAUUGUCCUUGCUAAAAAGUGGUGAUUUAUAAAUUUAAAGAAAUGUGCUCUGUGAGAACUGGUGCCCUGUAUUGGGCAAUCCUCGCCCUCUCUGGUUCUGUUCCUUGUGCUAUAGAAAUGAGACACAGGUGCAGAAAGAUGACAUCUCUCCCCUAUACCAUCUGUCCUCCUUCUGGAAAGUGGGGUGGUUCAGAAACUAAGACCCUCUUUACUCUGCUCCCAAGGAAGGGGCAUGGUCUGCCUUACUGUGUUUCUCUGCUGGCAGCAACAUAUGCUUAAUCACAAGUGACUGUUCUUAAAAAUCUCACCAGUGUUAUCUGCAGAUUCAGCUACCUGAUCUUAGACAAAUCAACCCAGCUUGGCUUCUUAAACCAUUAAUCCACCUUCCAUCCUUAUGCUUUUUCAGAUCUGCUGACUUGGCACCUCUGCGGCCUUAGGAAUUAAUGAAAUCUGCUUGCUGAAAUAGAUUAAAAUAAGUCUUGAGCAGAGUAGAAAACUAGAAGGUGCUUUUGAAAAACUUGGUGCCGUUUGGCUUGGCAGCCACAAAUUUAUGACCGGCCUACCCAAAGAAAUUGCUUGGAAUUAACAACAGAGUUGCCAUUUGUACGUACCAAUGUGCUGGCUUAUUUUUAUUUAUUUAUUUCCUAAAAAUUUUAUAACACUUGAUGGCUAAGGAAACCCCCCCCCAAAGAGCAGUUCACGAAAAUAAUAAAGCAAUAAAAUUAUCAGUAGAAACAGUUAGAAACAGCUAUUUAAAGCACUUGAAAAUUAAAAUCUUCAGUAAGUGUGAAACUCCAGAUACCUAAGUAUCUAGGCAGGUUUGCCUAAGCAAAAAGGUACAGUCGUACCUUGGAAGUCGAACGGAAUCCAUUCAGGAAGUCCAGCUUCCAAAACGUUUGGAAACCAGACCUGCAGCCCAUCAGACAGGGGAAGGGUUUGAAGAACGUUCAGAAACCAGAACACUCACUUCCAGGUUUUGAUCGUUUGGGAGCUGAUUUGUUCGGGAGCCAAGACUUCCAAGGUACGACUGCAUUUAGCUGCUUUCCGAAAAAAGUUCAAAGAAGCCUGACUGAUGUUAAUAGGCAGGGAGUUCCCAAUUGUGGGUGCAAAAUGGGCAUUAUGUGUCCCCCGUAACAGUGUCAGUUUUGCAGAUCCAGGUGGCUGAGUGGGCAUAUAUGGGUAAGGUGCUCUCGCAGGUAAACCGGUCCCAAGUUGUUCAGGGCUUCAUAUACUAAUAGUAACACCUUGGCCCAGUAGCAUACUGGCAAUGAGUGCAGGUCCCUUGAGCCCAGGUGCAUGCAGACAGGGUCUCACCCCUGUCAGCAAUCAUGCAUUCCAGCUGCAGCUUUUCCAUAUCAAGUGUGCGGGAAGCCCCACACUGAGCGCAAUGCAGUAGUCCCUUCUUGAAGUAAGUAGCUUGGCGUGGGUGUGGCCAACCUGUGGCUCUCCAAAUGUUGGGACUGCAUUUCCCAUACUCCCAGAUGAUUGGCUGGGGUCAACAUGUGACAUUGCCCCCGCCCCACACACCAUUUUCCUCCUUAUUCCCUCUCUGUGCAGCCAAGAAGUUUGCCGAGAACCAGCCCAAGAAGGAGGUGCCCAAGAAGGAGAAGCAGCCCAAGGAGGACAAGAAGUCGGAGAAGAAAGAGGAGAAGAAGCCCGAGCCCGAGGAGGAGAUGGACGAGUGCGAUGAGGCCUUGGCCUCCGAGCCCAAAUCCAAAGACCCCUUUGCUCACCUCCCCAAAAGGUGAGGCUCUGCUCGGGGUGGCAGUGAUGGAUUGGGAAAGCCUUGGGACAAUCCUCUGUUUCUGGAUAACUAGAAAAAGUCCAUGUGCCAGAUAGGACUGGCCGAUAACUGGUUUUCAGUAUUGCGAUAUAUCACCAGCUAAACAUUGUUAUAUAUUGAUAUAUCACAAUAUCUGAAACAAGGAAGGAACCAUGCAGAGGCGAACAGGACAGUGUCCUGGCAACUGCUACUACUUUGGGGCUUGACUAUUGAUGAAACUGAGUGUGUAAUGAUUGAUAAUAUUGUCAUUUAUCUGUUUUAGACUCCUAUUGCAAUGUUUAGCAGGUGAUAUUGAGAGGGUUAGCUUGUGAUAACAUUGCAAUGUUUAGCUGGUGAGUUGUCCUGAUGUUGAAAGCCAGAUAUCGCCUAGCCGUUACACACAUUGUGAUUUGUGAUAUUUUGCCAGCUGAAAUAUUAGGAAACCGUUCUCAUGAUGUGUAUUUCAAACCAUUUUUGCAUGCUAUAUUGAUAGAUCGCUCAGCCCUAGUGCCAGAGAAUUGGGGGGCGUGCGUUGUACAAGCUUGGAGGCCACUUAGCAAAUCAGUUCUGAGUCCCUUCCACCCUAAACCCCCCUCCCCCAGAAAAUCCCAGCUUGUGAUAAUGGGGAAGUCCCAGAGUUGUGUAAGGCACCAGGUCUCCCUUCUCCCAACCACUUGAUGUUUUAUUCUGCCAUUUUGGAGGCUCCUCAAAUUUCCCCGUGCAUUGUUCAAGUGGUUCUGCCUCUGAAAUAAGGUCUAGAAGUUUUCCUUUAAAAAAAAAAAAAAAAAGCUGUGUUCUAGCCAAGCUUUUGUUCCUGGACUGUUCCUAAGUCCGGUGACUGACCCUUGUUUUAUGGGUGGUGUCAGAAGACAUUCAGGGCUGGCUGCCAUUGGCAUAGGCCUUCUGUUCAGAAUCCACCUCUCCCUCAAUUACUUGCAGGGAGUGCCGGGCAGCAUCCCAGGGUGUGCAGCCCUUACAGGCUCUCUGUGUGCAGCUUGCUUGGAGUGAGAUGGGAUAGGGAAGGUUGAGGUGCCCUUUCCUGAAUGACCCCCUGCUGCCUCCCAGGUGGUGAGGGCCCAGUUCUAGGCAUGCAAGCCGUCCCCCAGAACUCUGGCAGGGGGAGAGCAGUGUGCAGGCAAAGACCCCCCCAAAAAAAACUCUGCAGGGAUGGCUUUCCAAGCCAAAGGGGAGUGUGUAGCUUGCUGCAUGCUUCCCUUCUGUUUCAAAGGCUGUGGGUGCGAACCACGUACCUUAUAAUGCACAGGACAGUUGUUGGCCUUGGGAAAGGAUUGUUCAGCUGCAGCAGGCUCUUGAGUUAAUAGUAGAUGGUUCUGUGGGAAGGAUCCUGGCCAGCAGUAUUUUCAGGUGGUCCACACAGUGGACCUUGUGAAGAAGGGCAACGUAUUGUAGGGCUUGGCAAACGGACUUGCUUCUCUCCUUUGUAUGUGGGGCUUGGCCAAGCACAGCAGCUCAAGUUCUGUCCAAAAGCAGUAAAUGAAAGACAACUUAGGAGAUCUGCUCAUUCAGGGAGAAAAAUUACUGAAAUGGGCUCACCGCUGCACUAUAUGUAUAUAUGCCUGCUGCAUUUCAGGUGCAAAUCCAGUGGAACUGGAGGGCAAGCAUAUGCUCAGAACUUUGCACAGGAUCAGCCCAGGGCAGAAUCCUCUCCUGGCCUCCCCACUCCCCAAACUUCCCUUGUUUCCCUAGCUGCCCUUGUUAGACACUUAGGAGUCCAGACGUGGGCAGAAAGUAAAUCGCCCUACAGCAAGUGUUUCUGAAUCCCAGUUGCUUAAUAGUGGCUUAACAGCGGCUGUAAGAAAAUAGCCUGCCCCCUAAAAUUACAAGCUUAACUUGCACAGUUGUUAAAAAUCACAUGGGCGCCCUCCCCUGGUUCACCCACUAGGGGGCAGCCCAUAGCUGUGCUUUGGCUGUCCCACAUCCCAUGCCCUGCCACGUGCUAGGGCUCCUUUUGUGCUUUGCCCCAGCCAGGCCGAGCCCACAUUCCCUGCUUGGGAGGAAGAAACACUGGGCGGCGGCAAGGAGCCUUGCUUCUUGGGUGGUUCACCAACCUGGUGCCCUCCAGAUGUUUGGGGCUGCAACACCCCUGUCAGCCACAGCUCUUGGAAUGGCUGGGAGACCGAAUAGCUCUGGCAGCAGAGUGUAAAGCGAAAGUGUCAAAACUUUAAUGUGUGAAAGAGCAAAACAAGUUGGGGUUAGAAAACUGGGUUUGGCUUGGCCCUGAAAGAUGGGGAGGGCCGUAGCUCAGAAGCAGAGCACCUGCCUUGAGUGCAGAAGGUCCCAGCUUCAAUCCCUAGCACCUCCAGAUAGGAUCGGGAGAGACUCCCUGGCUGAAAUCCUGGAGAGCUGCUGCCAGUCAGUGUAGACGCUACUGACGUAGAUGGUCUUGACCGUGUAAGGCUGCCUUCUAUGUUCAAAUGUAUGUUCACCCUCAAGCUUCUGGCAGAGGAGGCCUGCCCAGUCUUGGCUUGGGUGGGACAGCCAACUCUCCCCCCCCCCCAAUGUAAAACAUGUUCCCCUGCCGAGCUGUAUUCAGAGCAUGGUGUGUUUCUACAAGAGGAAUCACACCGCUAAUAUUGGCCUUGAUGCAACACUGCAGCUGUUACCAGCACAAACCAUCCUCUGAGCCAAUAUACUCUUAAACAGUAGCUGACUUGUUUUUGGAAACCCCCCUCCCCUACCCCAUGUGUUCUGUAUCAGGCGUAAUUAAUAGCGUUCGUCAUUCUGAAGGCAGAUGGGUCAUAAUACCACUUGAGUUUUGGUUUGGUUUUUUUCAUCCACGUGAUCCCUCCCUUCUCCCCGAAAACAGGUUUUUCUAGAUUUUCAGCUGGCUUUUCCCUUCUGCAGUGAGUGUGAACUUGGAUGUGGGUGGGCUGCUGUUUGGGAUCAGCAUCUUUGGGACCCAGCACCCAGUGGGCUUCUACAGAAUUUCUGCCUGUUUGGCUAAGAGACCCCCACCCCCGAACCCAUGAUGAACACACAGAAGUGGACGACUUUCUGGAAAAAGCCAUGGCAAUGUCUAUCGAACAAGGGUAGCAGCCAUGCCUUCUGGUCUCCCACUUUAGGGCAGUCACCUUUCCUACAGCAGCUGCUCACCUGUGCCCCUCCCUCUAUUCUUCUUGUGCAGAAUGAUGGAUUGACUACUGUUCUCUCUACGCACAAUUGCCUUUAGAGACUGGUGCUUUUAAUUCCUCUACCAGGCUGCUUAUUGAGAUUUCAACUGCAUUUUGCAUCAGUUAGCUCCUUUAUCUCCAGGCUCAUUUCAGAGUGCUGCUGCUAACAUUUCAGAAGCGCCAAUGCUUUGGGGUGGGGUUUGUUUGGAGGCCUGUUGGCCUGCCUGGUCCUGGAGGUCUGCCUCUAGAGACCCUGCUGUUGCUUGUCGUUAAGCAAGUCAAGUUGUCAGAGAACCAAAGAUGGGGCUUUUUCAGUUGGAUGUCCCCUGCCAGCACACACACAGAGGUAGAAUUCCCUCCCCUAAAACUCCAUUUGGCCCCUUCUUUUGUGGUAUCGAAGUAAGCCUUAAAAGCAUCGCUUUAAUUUAGCAAGAGUAGGUUCACUCUGUGCAGCAGAGGAUGAGUGGCAUCUUCGGGGAAGGGCUGUGGCUCAGUGCCUGAGCAUGUGCUCUGCGUGCAGAAGAACCCCCCAGGGUCAGUCCCUGCCUGCAUCUCCAGGUAUUGCUGGGGAAGGCCCUUGUCUGAAGCCCUGGAGAGCUGCUGCCACCCAGUGCAGGCAAUACUGAGCCAGAUGCGCCCCUGGUCCAACCCGAUGUAACGCAGCUCCCUACGACCCUUUCCUGUCCUCUUCCCUUCAGCUCCUUCGUCAUGGACGAGUUCAAGAGGAAGUACUCCAACGAGGACACCCUGACGGUGGCAAUACCCCACUUCUGGGAGCAUUUUGACAAGGAGGGUUGGUCCAUCUGGUAUGCAGAGUAUCGCUUCCCCGAGGAGCUCGCUCAGACCUUCAUGAGCUGCAACCUCAUCACAGGUAAGCCUGCCGUGACCCCAGUCGCCACCACCUCCAUUGUUUUCUGGGCUGGCGGCCUCUGAGCUGGGCCAGACAGUCAAGUGACCUCUUUGUCCCCCCUUUUCUUUCCUGGCAGGCAUGUUCCAGCGCCUAGACAAGCUGCGCAAGAACGCCUUUGCUUCUGUCAUCCUCUUUGGCACCAACAACGCCAGCUGCAUCUCUGGCAUCUGGGUCUUCCGUGGGCAGGAGCUAGCCUUUCCGGUGAGUUUAUGCCUCGGGGAGGCCUGUGAGGAACCCGGACCUCUUGGGAGAUCUGAGCUUGACGGCUUCCCUAGCUAUUUCUCUCGCAGGAGGGUCAGGGAAACGCAACAUUGCCAUUAGCCGUUCUCACUGCAGCUCAGACAGGUGGCUCCUCAUUGGAUCUUUAGUCAGGCCCACCUAGGCUAGAUUUAUGUUGCUCUCCCACAAGCAAGGAGCCACGAUAGAUCGAUCAAGUGGGCAGCCAUGCCAGGAACACUUUACAGCAGCCUUUGCCAACCUGUGCUUGCUGGGGGCUGCUGGGAGUUGUAGUCCAACAACACCUGGAAGUAAGAAAAAGUGAGGCUAUGCACACCUUAGCAACAGCCAACUGUGGUUGUCCCUCCACAGCUGACAUGGGCCUCUCACCCACCGCCUCUUGCCACAUUGUAGUUUGCCUGGCCACAAGCCGGUGGAACUGCAAACUGCAGCGUGAUGACCCUGCAGCAUUUUUAUUAUACGUAAGAAAAGCAGAAUACCAUUGCAAACUGACUUCUGUUCCCAACGGUCAGAUCUGAUGGAGAAUAUCUUUUGCCAACCUGGUGCCGCCCUGGUAGUUUGCACUGCGACUCAAUCAACCCUGACAUAUGGGUUAUACUUGCUGGGGCUGAUGGGAGUUGUAGUCCAGAAACAACUUGGAGGGCACCAGGUUGGCGGAAGCAGCCUUAACAAGAUUCAGUGCCAGCCUUUAAAUAUUUAAAGGUGAUUUCCACUUUGGGCGUCAGCAGCCGGGGCUGAGCUGCCCUUACAGUUAACGGGUGAAGCAGGGAGGGAGGCGGCCCCUUUAUUUCUCUCUCCCCCCCUCCCCCCCACCCAUCCUGACUCUGCUCCCUCCGUGUCUCCUUCAGCUGAGCCCCGACUGGCAGGUAGAUUACGAAUCCUACACUUGGCGGAAGCUGGACCCGGAGAGCGAGGAGUGCAAGACGAUGGUGAAGGAGUAUUUCCUGUGGGAGGGCGAUUUCAAGCACGUCGGCAAAGCCUUCAACCAGGGAAAGAUUUUCAAAUGAUGCGGCCAGAGAGCUGGCGAGGGGGGCGGGACUGUUCCCAAAACCAUGGACCUAAGGAAGGGCGUCGUAGUCUCCAAAGGAGCGGUGAGAGCUCCCGCCACCGUUAGAAACAACUCAGCAGGGAGAGACGUCGUGACAUUCAAAGACGCGAAUUAAAAACCCGAGUGUGCUAGUAGCUUCAGUGUCCGGUCUGUGCUUGGGGGGGGGAGGGGCUGUGGAAGGCCUCAGUGCCAGGAGGAGGAGGAGGAGGGGACAACAUUUCCUUUUGUGCUCCUCAAGGGGGUUACAAAUAGUAGUUUGGCUUACAAGGCAGCCUCUUUCUACGCCCCACGGCAUGGCCCUUGCCCCUGGCUGCUUCCAGCUCCCCUAGAAUGUGCCUGCCAGGUAGAGGGGCCCCCUGAUUUGUCCUGGGGUGUGAGAAAGGUCAGAAACCAGUGAAAGUUUCUCGCUUUACUUUUUGUCCAUUAGCACAAGUUGGGAGCAGGCCCUGUUGCUCCUUUGAGUCGUCUUGCAAAACUCAAGAGGGCCGGAGAGAGAUCAAUGUACAAUUUUAGAUAUAAGAAAAAUGGAAUCAUUAAAUCACUAUAUUUAAAUAGG
Molecule: messenger RNA, 15138 nt
Organism: Podarcis lilfordi (Lilford's wall lizard)
Lineage: Eukaryota; Metazoa; Chordata; Lepidosauria; Squamata; Lacertidae
Source: the annotation of a GenBank genome assembly